Molecule: messenger RNA, 3917 nt
Organism: Adelges cooleyi (spruce gall adelgid)
Lineage: Eukaryota; Metazoa; Arthropoda; Insecta; Hemiptera; Adelgidae
Exons: 5
Coding region: 147-2858 (903 amino acids)
Source: RefSeq, a predicted model, not a curated record
UGAAGAUUAAAUUUAAUUAAUGUUCUAUUAAGUGUUUUAAUAAAUAGAGGUCCUAUAUUAUUUACGAAUAUUACCUAUUUGCUCUUUCAAGUAUAAUUUCAAAAUAUGUAUUUCGGAUAACGAAGAAUACAAUAUCUAAUGAUAAAAUGGAAGAAGAUAAUUCGUGUGAAAAAAGAUCUUCUUUGGGCAUAAAUGAAACGCAUUUUUUGAAUGAGACAAUAGGUAAUGAAGUGAAAGCAUCUAUGGUUGAAUAUCAAAACACUGUUUUAUUAGGUAAAGCUAAAAGUUUGCACAGUACAACUCUACAAUUAUGCAACAUAGAAGACGAACCGUGGGAAGUUGAAGAUAAUAUAGAACGUUUUGAUGACAAUAUCGACUACCAAAAUGUACACGAAGUGUUUGAAAAAAAUACUUCAAUAGUUCAUCUUAAAGAUCGGACAAAAUACAAAAAAAAUUGUAGCGCUUUUUCCAAAAUCAAUAAGUUUUACAAUUCUGGAACAAAUUUAGAAACCACAAACAAUAGUGUAAUACAUAACAAUCCCCAGUGUGAUAAUAUUACAGCUGAUCAGCAAUUAAAGAAUAGCAGAGAAGUAGAAAAUUGUAAUGCCGAAUCUGAUUCCAGUUCUGAUACGAAUCCUAAUGAAUUGAAAUUUUAUGAUUGGGAAAGCGAUAGCGAUGAUCAACAACAAACUGACUCUGAACAAGAAACUGAUAAGUUUUUUUUUUUGGAUACGGCGUUUGAUGCUGUUAGCAAACUCAAGGUAAACAUGGAAAAAGAAAAUGUAAUUACUUCAGCUGUGGAAUCCAAAACGUUUAAUGUUGUUGAACAAAAUUUAGAACACCAGCCUACCCGAGAAAUAAUAGAUACUUUGAGUCCAAAAUUUGAAACUAGCCACUACGAUAAAUCUCCAGAAGACGGCAUUAAUAUUUUUACUGAUAGGGAAAUUAAAGAGAAACAGCACGACCAUUUAAAUGUCGAUAACAAUUUGGAAAUGUUUGAUGAACCAAUGGAAACAGAUUUACCCAUCGAAUUUCAUAAUAAACCAGAAGACGACCAGAUAGAAUCUAGUGAAUGUGUUCAAGAAUAUAAUUUUGAAGAAAAAUCAACAUUACAAAUCGAGGAAGACGUGAGCAUAGAAGACUACAACAAGUCGCAAAUUGAUUUUAACACACAACUGUUAUCAUGUAACGAUGAUGUAGAGAUAAUAGAAGAAGAGCCCGAUAUUGUUGAUCCAGACAUAAAAUAUAAUAUUCAACUUAAUCAACAUUUCAAAAAAAUGGAUCUGUUGGUUCAACGGAUUGCGUAUACUCCCGACGACUUAAGCGUAUUAGAUGAAUGCAUGCAAUUACCUCCAAUUCCCGAAAUGGAACAAGAACCGAAAAAAUUUACAACAAAAGAACGAAUUGACUUUUAUGAAGGUGAAUCGCAUUUAAAAUAUCAAAUUGAUAGAGAUGAUUGGAAUAAAAUACUGGUCAAACGAGCGGCAGUGUUUACUGCUCAUGCAGGAUUUGAUUUAACGUCUGAAGAAAGUUUAUAUGUUAUGGCGGACAUCAGUAUUGAUUACAUUAAAAAAUUAGCAAAAACACUGAAAAAGCAUUUUGAUGCUCAGCAUACUGACUCAAAAUCUAGUCUUUUAAAUCCAGUCGAAAGGAGUUUAAUGGAGGUUGGUAUACAAGGUGGUCCAGCGAAAUUAAUUGAGUUCAUUAGAAAAGAUGUAUUUGAAAGACGAAACCGUUUACGGUUAAAAUGCGAACAUUAUCAAUUGAUUAUUGACCAAUUUGUGAAACGCAUGUUGAUGAAUACCGGGGUCAAUGUUUCGGAUAGCAAUCGGACAAAAAAUCUUACUACAGGCGAAGGAUCAACACAAAAAGAAAACAAUACGUCGAUAGAACAAGCGCCUGUCGACAGCAUUAAUGACAUAGGUGAGGUGUUAAAUAACGAAACUGAUAAUAUAAAAGCUCAUUCUGUUUCUAACAAUGCUUCUGACCCCGAAAUGGCAGACAUGUUGAACGCCUUUUAUAAUACCAAUACCCAAGAAAUUAUAACUGAUGAUAUCAAUGCUAAAAGAGUUAAAACCAUAGACGACAGUACAGACACUGAAGUAAAAAUGUCUACGUAUUCGGAUACAAACGAAAUGUUACCAUCAAUAAAUGCUAGCAACUUAACAGAUACUAAAGAAAAAAGCUCAAUUUCUAAAAAUUUAAAUGAGCAAAACAUUUGUGCCAAACUUAAUGAUAAUGUGGUCGAUCCUGUUGAAAGAAAAAAAUAUUAUUUACAAGAGGAGUUUGGUAAUUUUGAUUGGCCAGAGAAUAAUACAAGAAAUAAUUCUAAUGCUACAACUGAAGAUGUCAUGGAUCAGUCAAAUCAACAAUUAGAUCAAAAUCAAAGUAAUUCGGCUGAGUCGAAAGAUCUUAUGGAUGUAAAUCAGUGUAAUUUAGAUCCUUUUGAAAUAUGUUUUCAACGACCAAACCUAGUGCCCGAAGAAGAGAAUGAAAUGCUAUUAUUGUUUAAUACAUCUAGUUUUUCUCACUACAAGUCUAAUACUAUUUCUGAACAUUCAAUGUGUAACGACAAUAAGUCGCAAAAUUGCAAUUCUUCUGUUAAUGACAAUUAUUCAGGUUCCACUUUUAGUAUCAACGAUGAAACUGGAAGAACGGCUGUUAUUACACACACUAACACUAUUUCUAACAAGAUUAAACCAAUAUUCAGUGGUAACAUGCCUCAUGCGAACACUAUUAAUUCUAGUGGAAGUCUUCCUGAAUUAUAUAACUCAAAUAAAGAACACAGGGAUAUGACAAUACCUCCUACCUCAGUUAAUCAGAGAGAUUCUUGUAUAAUAUCGAACAUAAAGAAUUAGAAAAUUUGCUCAAAAGAAUGGCAUGAUUAGUUAACAAGAUUUACGUGAAUAAGAUUAAGUACAUUUUUAUCAAUAUUAUUUUACUAAAUAUUAAUGCAAAAUUUUAAUUUUUCUUACAAAACUUUUUAUAAAGAUUUUUUUUUAAAUCCUAAAUUUGUUUACUAACUCCGUGGUUAAAUUAAUUUUUAAAAUGUUUUAUUAUAUACAAAUUAGUCAUUAUAUUGUUGAAUUGCAUUCUAGAAAGUCUCCACCUUUUUUUUUUAUUAAUACACAAUAGUCAAUAAAAAUUGUUGUAUUCGUUAUAAUGCUAAUUUGUAAAUUUCUAUUUUUUUAAAACAAUUUUUUUUUUUAGAACUGUUAACAAUUUAUAAUAGAUUAAUAAAUUCUCUAAAUCUGAAUUAUAUAGUCUUUACAUCUUAAUUUUAAACAAUGACUGUUGCUGUUGUCUGGAUUACAGCUUGUUUGCGCCACACACCGUCCGUUAAGUUGAAAAUGUACUCGAAGAUCGUAGACUAUCCAGAAAGAUGAUGAUAAAUUAUCUAAAGGGAUUCCUGUUGACUGUUGAUUUACUCUCACAUAGCAUUCUGGAAAUUGACUACGGUCAAAGUAUAAUUUUCCACAUUUUUUGGGUUUUCCUUAAUAAUAAAAUAUUUUACUACAGAUUUUUUUGGAAGAAGGAGUUUUUGAUUUUUUUUUUUUCGGACUGUAUAUCGAUAAUCGGAUAGACUGUGUAGAUCAAACUAUAUACUAGACUAGGUUACAUAUUUUGAUUUCGUUUAUUAUAUUAUGUAGAAAUUCUGUAGAGACAUUUAAGUAAAAAUCACACCGUAUUACGAUGUUGUAAACGCAGAAAUAAAUAUAUUUAUGACUGUUAUGAGAAACACUCCGAGGACCACGUGGUUGUUAAGCUGAUCUCUAGUCAUUUUAGUGUUUUCCACACCACUGCAAUGUAACCGGCCUUUGAAUAUAAGCAUCACGCCGACUAUUACCUGUUUUAGACGAAUGUCGGUUUUAUAUUUAGUUGUAAUAAAAUAAUUUUAAUAACCAUAGGGUCAUUUU